Molecule: messenger RNA, 825 nt
Organism: Kuraishia capsulata CBS 1993
Lineage: Eukaryota; Fungi; Ascomycota; Pichiomycetes; Pichiales; Pichiaceae
Exons: 1
Coding region: 1-825 (274 amino acids)
Biological process (GO): maintenance of rDNA; regulation of exit from mitosis
Source: RefSeq, a predicted model, not a curated record
AUGGCCAGGAUAGUCAGAAAAAUUCCUCUAUGGGAAAGGGUUAAGAAUAAACCCAUAGACCUAUUUUUCCAACUGAAUGAGUCCGCAUUCCUCAAUGACUUCCAAUUGCCUGUCAGUGUGGCGUUGAUGUUGAAUCUGGUGUUCUACAUCACUUGCCUGAUCUUGAGCUCGCGCUUUGCGCAGUUUGAAAAUUCGAAUGGCCUAUUUAGGCCUGACUUUGCAGACAUUGAAAGAAUCAAAUUGGAGCAGUUGGGUAAGUUUACCGAGGUGGAACACCGGGAUUCCAAUCUGCGUCCAGUCUUCAGUGUGAUUGUUGCAAUACACUAUGGCUUGGGACUGGUCAGUUUUCUGAAUGCUGUCCUAUGUUUCGAGAAAUACAGAGGUUACGUUUUGAUUCACAGCUCCAAGGCACCCUCUAGCACGAGUGCGAGGCGAAAACGUCUGGACUACAAUUCAGAGUCCGAUACGGUGUGGGAGCUGCGAGUGUGGAAUAGCAACGAGAGCAACUUGCGGCUGUUUUGCCUGUUUUCUCCGUUAAAUGUGAUAUACAUGAAGUUCAUGACCAGAACAAACGCUAUCGAUCUAAUUUUUCCCUUGCUCAUAAGUGGGACGCUAUACAUGAUGUCAUCCAAAUACGAGACGAAGUUGCACGAUAGAGAGCUCAUCAACAGAGAGAUGCUACAUGAAUACAACACCAAGUUCGUCUACCCCAAUACUUCCAAGGUUUACAGAGAUGUUUGUUCAGAUACCAGCUCCAGAAAGGUUCUGGUCAAACCAAGCAGUUUACACAGUGUCUUCAAGACCCACUCUCUGAAGGACCUGUGA